CUACACCAAUUCCUCAAGUUUCUUCUUCUCUCACCCAUGGCUUCCACUCUCCACUUAGAUUUCUUCAGAUUUCUUUAGGUAAGAUUAUCGUAUCUUUCUCUCAUGUCUUUAUGAUCUAUUGCACACUCUCUCUCUCUCUCUUUCACUCUAUUUCAAUUACAAUCUCAUGUGUCUAAGGUCUAAGCUAAUGCAAAAUACCUCAAUCUAUAAAAUUUAGCCAAAAUUUAGACUCAUGCCAAUUCUCUUCCUCUUAUUCUUCUUCCAUCGAUAUCUCCUUUGAGAGGCUCCUCGACUCCAAGACCUCAUAUUCAGAUCAGACUUAGCUCAUCGAUCGCGUCUUUUGGUCUUUUGGGAGUGUACUACUAUAGUGGUUCUAUUUGGUUUUCUUCUCUAAAAAAGUAAUUCCCUCAUUCCUCAUUUUGCUAUGGAUUCUAGUGUGAUGGGAUUUCAAGGGAGUGAAGAUAGUAAAGUGUUGGUACUCAGUGAUUCCAAUACACAAGCAUUCAAAGAGGAAGCUUCACAUUUCUUUCCAGAUAAAAAAAAGUUAAGGAAAAUGAGUUUGGUAGUUUCAUGGAUGCAUCAAACUGUGUCAAACAGUUUUAAAAUAGUAGCACACUUUCCAAUUUCACAGCCAAGCCCUCACGUCAUCGCCACCUUCUUCUUAUCUGCCCAAUUCCUAUUUAUUUAUUACAAAAACACCCUUACUGUCACAGACCCCGCAAUCCGAAAUCCGAAUCGAUCAACAAUGGAGCCGGUAGCUGAUGCCAAUCGACGAAUUUCCAGAAUCUCUUCUCAUCUUCUCCCUCCCAAUAUCCAGAUGGAGGAGGGUUGUGGUUUACGUGCGGAGAAUUGCCGUGCGAAAGGCGCCGCGCCGGGAUUCAAGGUUGCGGUUUUGGGAGCCGCUGGGGGCAUAGGGCAACCUCUGGCCAUGUUGAUGAAGAUGAACCCUUUGGUUUCGGUACUUCAUCUAUACGACGUCGUUAAUAGCUCAGGCGUCACUGCUGACAUCAGUCAUAUGGAUACUGGUGCUGUGGUGAGGGGAUUCUUAGGUCAGUCCCAGUUAGAAGAUGCCUUGACAGGAAUGGACCUUGUAAUCAUUCCUGCUGGUGUUCCCCGCAAACCUGGAAUGACUAGGGAUGAUUUGUUCAAAAUCAAUGCCGGCAUUGUGAAGACUCUUUGUGAAGGAAUUGCAAAAUGUUGUCCAAAUGCUAUUGUUAACCUGAUCAGCAAUCCUGUUAACUCGACGGUUCCCAUUGCCGCUGAAGUUUUCAAGAAAGCUGGUACUUUUGAUCCAAAGCGCCUUUUGGGAGUUACAAUGCUUGAUGUUGUUAGAGCAAAUACUUUUGUGGCAGAAGUUUUGGGUCUUGAUCCUAGGGAUGUUGAUGUUCCGGUAGUUGGAGGUCAUGCAGGGGUUACAAUCUUACCUCUUCUGUCUCAGGUUAAACCUCCAUGCUCUUUUAAUGCUAAAGAAAUUGAUUACCUUACAAACCGCAUCCAAAAUGGCGGAACUGAGGUUGUCGAGGCAAAAGCUGGAGCCGGAUCUGCAACAUUAUCUAUGGCUUAUGCUGCUGUCAAGUUUGCCGAUGCAUGCCUUCGUGGUUUGCGAGGAGAUGCUGGCAUUAUCCAGUGUGCUUUUGUGGCUUCUCAGGUGACUGAACUUCCUUUCUUUGCAUCGAAAGUAAGGCUUGGCCGCAGUGGAGUGGAGGAAGUACACCCUCUUGGUCCCUUGAAUGAGUACGAAAGGGAUGGCUUGGAGAAGGCAAAGAAAGAGUUAGCAGCAAGUAUUCACAAGGGAGUUUCCUUCAUCAGGAAAUGAGUGAAUGGAAAACAUAAAAAUUUCAUGUCUGGGGAUAUUCUGGCUUGUGUUUUCUAUUUACAGUGAUGGAAUAUAAGUGGUAAGGUCUUUCUUGUAUCAACCAAAAUAGAGAUAUUUAAGCAAAUGGUAGGGAGAAAAGAAAAAGAAUGAGAAGUGUAGUUUGUCCAAAUGUUGAUGUACCAACAAAUAUUAGACCAUGUGUAUUACUUAAUUGAUUUCAAAUAAUAAAUAGAUAGGUGAUUGAGAAA
Molecule: messenger RNA, 2064 nt
Organism: Humulus lupulus (European hop)
Lineage: Eukaryota; Viridiplantae; Streptophyta; Magnoliopsida; Rosales; Cannabaceae
Product: malate dehydrogenase, glyoxysomal-like
Exons: 12
Coding region: 425-1816 (463 amino acids)
Biological process (GO): tricarboxylic acid cycle; malate metabolic process
Cellular component (GO): chloroplast; cytoplasm
Molecular function (GO): L-malate dehydrogenase (NAD+) activity
Source: RefSeq, a predicted model, not a curated record